UUUGCUCUCCAAAUUAAAAUGUGUGAAGGUCUUGGGUUUUGUGAGAGCUCAUAGUGACUUCUGAACAAGCGAUAGGAUAUAACUAGUCGAUUAAUGUGGUUGUUUAAUGGCGUUAAUUGCCCGAAGAGGAUAGUGAAACGAUGUUUGCUGUUGUAGAUUAAUAGCAGAAGAUAUAAAGUCUAUAACAAAGCAGAUUAUGACAUUCCCCGGGCACAAUGAUCACCUGUUAGGAUGGCGGCGGCAUGGAAAGCAUAACACAUCUGCAGAAAAGAUGCAUCUGAGGAAUGAUGAUAUUGAUCAGUGGAGGAAGCGUGUGGAGAUGGCCUCUGAGUUUGCUGUGUCUGAAGUCCUCUCCCCCAAGAAACCUCAUUCUGGUACCAAUCACCUGGCUGUAGCUUUGCAAAGCUCCGACCAGUUAAAAGAUCACAAUGAUGCUUAUAGCGAGGCUCAGGCUCUUUUAGAUAAUUGGCUGAGCAGCAAAUUGCGACUGGAGCUAGAGAUGGAUGAAGAUGACCUGAUGAGCCCUGCUGAGAGAAGGAGCCCUGUUCCAGUGGCUUCUUUUCAGCCUAUGGUCCAAACCUACAGCAACUUUGAUGACUUAUACAACUACCUGGCUGAGAAAGAAGAACACAGCACCGUUAGUAACUUCUUACAAGGUCUGAUGAAGCAAGAAGUGCUGGAUUCUGGGAUGAUGGAGCAACUGACUCUUGAUGUUGGCCAAACAACGAAAAAGUUCAGAGAUCCAGUCACCACCAUGGAAGCACGACACCAGCAGGUGCGAGAGAACAAGGCUCGGCGGGAUGCUGAGAGGCAGAGGCAGCAGAGGGAGAAGGAGGCUCAGCGCGCAGCCAGAGAGGAGGCAAAGAGGAGGGAGCGACAGGAGGAGAUCAGGAAGAAUCAGGAGGCGCGCAGACAGGAGGAGAUGAUUCAACAGGAGAUGGUGAGACUGCGUCGGCAGAUGGAGGAACAGAGAUGUAUGGAACAGCUGGCUCGACAGAGGGAAAGAGAGCAGAGGUCAGUCAAGAGCCCACCGUCAGCUCCUCUGCUCCUCACAAAACAGCAGCAGCAGCAGGACCCAAAACAACUGCACAAAGAGCAACAAAUACAAAUCAUGCUUUGUAUGCACAACAUAAAGUGUGUGCAGAAGCAUUUUUCUGGAUGGUAUUCAGUAGUGUUGAACCAAAGGCUACGCAUGGGCAAGGCCAUGGCCCUGUGUGACUGGAAGAGGCAGCUGAGAGCUUGGCGAGCUUGGCGAGCAGUUGUGUGGGCAGAACAAAAGCAGAGAGAGGUGGCAAGAACAGAGGAGGAGCUUCAAGCUGAAAAUAGACAAUGUCAACUGGCUGUGGAAAGUGACCGAAGACGUUUACUACAGCGAUCUCUAAAUGACUGGCAGCUCUGGUGUCGGAUGCAGAAAGAGCAACGAGAGCUCUUGGCUCAGCAGCAGGAAACUCGACGCAAGAUGGCUGCCUUAAUCAGUGCUGCAAGAACAGGCAAACUCAAGGCCACAGAAACCCCAGCAUAUCAGGCAGCAAUGACACCAACUGAGGUACCCAAACUACCAGAGGCAAGGCAGAAGGUGGAUCAUCAUGGGACAGGUACAGUAGCCCCUGAUGCUCCAGCACAACUUCAGGAUAAAACCCAUGUGGCCACUGCAGUUUCUGUGGCCCAGCCCACUCAGCCAUGGCAGGUAAGCCGGCGGCAUGUAGUACCAACUGCUGCUGAGCUCCACAAGGCACAGCAGAGAGACGAGAAUGGUGGCUUUGCCCAUUCAAAAAGUAUGGCAGCACCGGGCGGCCGAUUUGAGCACAGACAUGCAGUUCAGCAGCAGAUCAUCACACAGCAGAGGAAGCUGCUGAAGGAGCAGCAAGUCCAAAUUGCACGGCUGAAGGAGGAACAGAGCAUGAUGGGCUUAGAGCUGGAAGCACAGAAAACAGCGCAGCUUAUCCAGCUGUCAAGUCCAGGAGGCACAAAACUAAAGAGCCACAAAUGUGGUUCCACAGAGCAGAGGGCACUGAGGGUUACUGGACAACCUGACAGUCAAUGUACACCUCAGAGGAAAACCGUCACACGUCAGACAUGCCCCCAUCCAAUCACCACAGCUAUGGAGGCACGUGCACAAGAGCGUGCAGAACGAAGAAAGGAAAUCCAGGAACUGAAGAAAAAAAAAGAAGAGGAAAAGUUGGCUGAGAUGAAAGCGGCUGAAGAACAGAGGCAAAGGGAGGAGGAAGAGGAGAAACGCAGAGCAGCUGAAAAGAGGAGAGAGGAGAAAAGACAGGAAAGAGAGAGGGAAGAGGAGAAACAGAGACAACAGCAAAGGCAACAGGAGCUCACAAAGAUGGCCCGUCAACACUACCACAGAAUCUUGCUACUACGGCGAGGAAUAGCUCCAUGGAAACGCUUCAUUCAGCUCAGACAAGCCAACAUACAGCUGGCUGAGAGUCAUCGCAAUCUAUUCCUCCUGAGGCGAUGUACACUAGCCUGGCAGCAAUCAGCAAGAGCGUCCCUGUCUGAGAAAGAAGCUUCUGCUGACCAACUGCACCAGCACUUUUUGCUUCGGAGGAGCUUAAGCUGUUGGAAAAGAUUAAAGGACUGGCGGAUGAUUCAGGAGGAGAGAGCUGAGCGUUUCUAUCGUGCUAACACUCUGAGGAGGGUUCUGCUGGCUCUGCUCGAUCAUGUGACCCAGGAAAGGCUGGUGGAGUGGGACCGUCAGGAGCUGGCUCAGGAGCACAAUAGCAGACGGGUGUUGCGACGAUGUUUCCUGGCCUGGAGGCAGCUUCCAUGUCUGCUGCGAAAGGAAAGAGAGAGGGAGGAGCGGCGGAGAAAGCUCAGCCGGAUAGUGGCCGAGGUUGUGCCCGAAUUCCGCUCCUAUCUACUGUAAAAGCCUGACAGACGCCAUACCUGCAGGAGCGACAUUGUAUGUCUGCACAAAUACACAUCACAGGACGCAUACAUAAAACAGAAAACCAACAAACAUGUCACAUUUUUCACAUUUGUUUAAUAAAAAUAUAUAACAUGACUUUAAUGGACCCAACAAUUAUAAGAAUAGGAAAACGCUUUCAACAUCUUUGACGACCAAUAAAAGCAGCUGGAAUGGAAA
Sphaeramia orbicularis (orbiculate cardinalfish) is the source of this 3097-nucleotide messenger RNA. It is a transcript of the gene ccdc191, whose product is annotated as coiled-coil domain containing 191. The record is from RefSeq and is a predicted model, not a curated record. The coding region runs from base 197 to 2878 and encodes 893 amino acids. Lineage: Eukaryota; Metazoa; Chordata; Actinopteri; Kurtiformes; Apogonidae. The transcript is spliced from 17 exons.